UAACCGAACGAAGUCGAAAUUAGUAGGAUGUGGCCUAGAUGAUGAAGAUGACUGGCAUCAGUUAAGGAAUGCUGUCCGCGCUACGAUUCAAGAAUCCCAGACAUCUUCGGUCGCAGAAACCGGAAUGUCGAUCGGCUGCAGAAAAGUGCGUUCUCCGUCACCUUCACCGCGGCCUCCACAACCAUCCCCAGUCUUUUCGUUUACGAACACCAUGCCGAAGAAAGAACAAGAGAAGCGAACAGAAUCGCCACAUCGGUUUCCGCUUUUACGAUCUGGAUCAGUUAGCAGGCCCACAACCCCAAAUAAGAGCCGAUCGACUACUCCGAUUUCAGCCAGUGCAAUGCAGCGGUAUCCAUCAGAGCCUCGAAAAUCAGCUUCGAUGCGUCUUCAAUCGGAAAAAGAUAUCCCCAAAGACAUCGAUCAGUCUCCCGGAAAAAGUAAGAGACUUCUCAAAGCAUUGCUUAGUCGUCGGAAAUCAAAGAAAGAUGAGAUGCUAUAUACUUAUUUGGAUGAAUAUUGAGAAAAGAGAACUUCCAAACGACUCCGUCGAUAA
Molecule: messenger RNA, 553 nt
Organism: Hibiscus syriacus
Lineage: Eukaryota; Viridiplantae; Streptophyta; Magnoliopsida; Malvales; Malvaceae
Product: protein ABIL2-like
Exons: 5
Coding region: 125-520 (131 amino acids)
Source: RefSeq, a predicted model, not a curated record